CUUGCUGUUCUCACCACCUCGACGCUCCCGAGGUGGGGUGGGGAAAUCCUCUCGGACCAUCUCAAAACGGAGGCCCGGGCUGCCAGGCACCUGGACCUAGUUCACCCGAAUGCCCAUUUGGAGUCCAAGGGGUACCCUGUACCCAAGGCAACCAAGACAGGAACCACUAUUUGUGGGACAGUCUUCAAGGAUGGAGUGAUCCUUGGUGCAGAUAGCAGAGCUACCAGUGACAACAUUGUUGCUGAGAAGGAAUGCCAGAAAAUUUACUAUCUGGUCCCCAACAUUACUUGUGGUGCAGGUACAGCAGCAGACAUGGAAAAAGUAGCUGAGUUGAUCUCUUCUCAACUGGAACUGCAUCGUUUAAACACAGGUCGCUCUGUACCUGUUGUUGCUGCAUGUCGUAUGAUCAAGCAGAGACUCUUCAACUAUCAGGGCUAUAUAGGAGCUGCACUUAUAGUGGGAGGAGUGGACAGUACUGGGCCACACCUUUUUGAGAUUCAUCCUCACGGAUCAUCACAGACUGGGAUGUUCUGUACUAUGGGAUCUGGUUCAUUGGCAUGCAUGUCAGUCCUUGAAAGCAGAUGGAAGGAGAACAUGAAUUUGGAUGAAGCAAAGCAGAUGGUGAGGGAUGCAAUCAAGGCAGGGAUAACCAAUGAUCUUGGCUCAGGAAGUAAUGUGGACAUGUGUGUUAUCACCAAAGACAAAGUGGAUUUCAUCCGCCCCUAUGAAGUUGUCUGUGCCAAGGGUGUCAGCUUCUUGAAGAAGAACAGUCUCACUGUGACCCCAUCCUGGAUUCCCACAGAAGUUAUCCCUUCAGCAGAGCAGAAAGAAUUGGAUGCUCUUGUCAGCAAAUGUCAGCGGAAUGAGGAAGCAAGUCGGAAGCUUUGUCGGGACCUGAAGAAGUACUGUGAUACAAUGAGCAGCCUUGGGAAAGCAGAGGUAGCCAUGACUGGUGACCUCUCAUCCUCCAGCAUGUGCCAGAAUGAUCCUCAGCUUUGCCACUUGGUUGAGGGAUACCAUGCACUUGCUCAACAGGUAGGCCAACCUCGAUGUUGUCGUGCUGAACCAUGAAAGGUCAUCGACUCCUUUUGUGCUCCUUGAAGCCACAGUAGCUUAGUGAGAAAUCAUCUGGAAGACUUCAUGUGCUGCUCCUGAAAGAGAAAAUUGGAACCCACUCUUUUAUCCUCCUUGACAAAGGCCUUCCAAUCCAAGGAAGAAUGGCCUGGAAUGAGAGUAUUAAUUGUGGAACCGAGAAGAUAAUCUACAGGACUCUCCUCAUACAGGGUGGCACAAAAUUAAGUAGACUCAAUCCCAGUAAUAGUGGAAAUGGGACCAUUUUCCCUGCUUCAUCAAGUUAUUGAUGAAUUUAAGUCUGUAUGUUUGACAAAUCCUGUAUAAACCAGUUGGUGUUAUUUCCUCCUCCUCCCCGUGAUACAGGGGUGUGGUAGGUCACUCAUCUGCUAUUUUAUCA
This is a messenger RNA of Darwinula stevensoni, 1471 nucleotides long. The record is from the annotation of a GenBank genome assembly. Lineage: Eukaryota; Metazoa; Arthropoda; Ostracoda; Podocopida; Darwinulidae.